UCGGGCGACCCUCCCCCGCGGCGAUGAGCGCCCGGCCGUGACCCCCGCGGGGGACGGGCUGGGGUCCAUGCUCGCAGCCUGCUCUCCGCCCGGCGCCUGCCUCUGACGGCGCUGGGGCUGGGGGCGGGCGCCCAGCCUCCUGCCCACCCCCUGGCGGCCGCAGCCCGGCCGUCCGGGGGCUGCCCCUGCCUGCGCCCCCCUGGCCGGCCAGGCUCUGGAAGGACCCCGCCGCUGCCGCCGGCGUCAGCCCAUGGCCCGGAGGUACGAUGAGCUGCCCCACUACCCAGGCAUCGUGGACGGCACCGCAGCCCUGGCCGGCUUCUCGGAGGCAGUGGCCUCAACACCGAGAGCGCCUGGGCCCUACGGCCCACAGCGGCCUCCCCAGCCCCUGCCCCCAGCCCUGGACAGUGACAGCCUGAAGAGGGAGAAGGAUGAGAUCUACGGACACCCGCUCUUCCCCCUCCUGGCGCUGGUCUUUGAGAAAUGCGAACUGGCCACAUGCUCCCCUCGAGAUGGGGCCGGGGCUGGGCUGGGCACGCCCCUGGGCAGCGACGUCUGCUCCUCCGAUUCCUUCAACGAGGACAUCGCUGCCUUUGCCAAGCAGGUCCGCUCUGAGAGGCCCCUCUUCUCCUCCAACCCAGAGCUGGACAAUCUGAUGAUCCAGGCCAUCCAGGUGCUCCGGUUCCACCUGCUCGAGCUAGAGAAGGUCCACGACCUGUGCGACAACUUCUGUCACCGCUACAUCACCUGCCUCAAGGGAAAGAUGCCCAUCGACCUGGUCAUUGAGGAUCGGGAUGGCGGCUACAGGGAGGAUCUCGAGGACUACCCGGCCUCCUGCCCCAGCCUCCCGGACCAGAAUAAUACGUGGAUUAGAGACCAUGAGGAUAGUGGGUCUGUACAUUUGGGGACCCCAGGUCCAUCCAGCGGCGGCCUGGCCUCCCAGAGCGGAGACAACUCCAGUGACCAAGGAGACGGGCUGGACACAAGUGUGGCCUCUCCCAGUUCUGGGGGAGAGGACGAGGAGUUGGACCAGGAGCGGCGGCGGAACAAGAAAAGAGGGAUUUUCCCCAAGGUGGCCACCAACAUCAUGAGAGCCUGGUUGUUCCAGCAUCUCUCGCACCCGUACCCCUCGGAGGAGCAGAAGAAACAGCUGGCGCAGGACACGGGGCUCACCAUCCUGCAAGUCAACAACUGGUUCAUCAACGCCCGGAGACGCAUCGUGCAGCCGAUGAUCGACCAGUCCAACCGCACAGGGCAGGGUGCCGCCUUCGGCCCGGAGGGCCAGCCCCUGGCGGGGUACGCCGAGUCGCAGCCGCACGUGACAGUGCGGCCGCCGGGCCCCGCCCACCACAUUGGGAACCGCCGCUGUUUAUUAAAGGGCUAG
Messenger RNA from Propithecus coquereli (Coquerel's sifaka), 1384 nucleotides. It is a transcript of the gene MEIS3, whose product is annotated as Meis homeobox 3. Bases 251 to 1384 code for a protein of 377 amino acids. The transcript is spliced from 12 exons. Gene Ontology annotation, biological process: animal organ morphogenesis; brain development; embryonic pattern specification. Lineage: Eukaryota; Metazoa; Chordata; Mammalia; Primates; Indriidae. The record is from RefSeq and is a predicted model, not a curated record. Gene Ontology annotation, molecular function: RNA polymerase II cis-regulatory region sequence-specific DNA binding; DNA-binding transcription activator activity, RNA polymerase II-specific.